This is a messenger RNA of Microtus ochrogaster (prairie vole), 3771 nucleotides long. RefSeq names its product superoxide dismutase 2 (gene Sod2). Gene Ontology annotation, molecular function: manganese ion binding; superoxide dismutase activity. Gene Ontology annotation, biological process: superoxide metabolic process. Gene Ontology annotation, cellular component: mitochondrion. NCBI's taxonomy places the organism in Eukaryota, Metazoa, Chordata, Mammalia, Rodentia, Cricetidae. The record is from RefSeq and is a predicted model, not a curated record.
GGCCGGCAGGGUCACCGCCGCGCGCUGUCCUUGCGGACGCGUUGCGGACGCCGCAGAGCGGACUCGCGCUUGAGAGCGAACGGCCGUGUUCCGUGGAGAUCGGCGGCCUAGGGCGUCUCAGUAUGUUGUGUCGGGCGGUGUGCAGCGCGGGCCGGAGGCUGUCCCCGGCGGCCAGUACCGCGGGCUCCCGGCACAAGCACAGCCUCCCCGACCUGCCUUACGACUAUGGCGCGCUGGAGCCGCACAUCAACGCGCAGAUCAUGCAGCUGCACCACAGCAAGCACCACGCGACCUACGUGAACAAUCUGAACGCCACAGAGGAGAAGUACCACGAGGCCCUGGCCAAGGGAGAUGUUACAACUCAGGUUGCUCUUCAGCCUGCACUGAAGUUCAAUGGUGGGGGCCAUAUCAAUCACAGCAUCUUCUGGACAAACCUGAGCCCCAAUGGUGGUGGAGAACCCAAAGGAGAGUUGCUGGAGGCUAUCAAACGUGACUUUGGGUCUUUCCAGAAGUUUAAGGAGAAGCUGACUGCUGUAUCUGUUGGAGUUCAAGGUUCAGGCUGGGGCUGGCUUGGCUUUAAUAAAGAGCAAGGUCGCUUACAGAUUGCUGCCUGCUCUAAUCAGGACCCACUGCAGGGAACCACAGGCCUCGUUCCACUGCUGGGGAUUGAUGUGUGGGAGCAUGCCUAUUACCUUCAGUAUAAGAAUGUCAGACCCGAUUAUCUGAAAGCUAUUUGGAAUGUCAUCAACUGGCAGAAUGUCGCUGAAAGAUACGCAGCCUGCAAGAAGUAAAGCCUUGUCACCUUACUGAGUGUGUUAGGCCCUCGAUGGCUAUUUUUGUAGUAGUAUAGAAUAAAUACUGCAGUAACUAUGACUGCUUUAUUGUAACAUUUAUUGAUGUCUAUCCACAUAUUUGAUGAACAUGUUAUGACAAUUUCUUAUUUUUAAUUAAAUUUAUUAUUAGGCAACUGUUUGAGAACAGUAUAUACUCUGUAUGAAUUACUCUUGAUUGACAUUUGCAUUAAAGCCUUGUUGCUAGGAUGCUAUAACUGUCAUUAUAAGACCAUCAGAAAUAUUCCUUCUCUAUGUUUUUGGGGCCCGUGGGAGAGUCUGGAAUCCUGUUCUACUGCACUUAGAAAAAAAAUACUGAGUUUUUUUUUCUUUUUUUCCCUGAGUUGUUAAUAAAACAGAGAACUGAAUAGUUCCCUUUCCUAUUAAAAAUUCCUCAUUUUGGUAAGUAAUCCUCUGUUUAGAGGAUGUCACAUAGUGGUCUUUAUUUAUAGUCACAGUUUCCCAUUCAUUUGAAAUCUGUAACUUGAGGCUAAGGAUAUAGUUCAGUGGUAGAGCUUUGUCUGAGCGUGCAAGGCCCUGGGCCUACCUCGGUACUGAAAACAGUCAUCGGAUCCCAUAGCUUGGUUGUCGACUGAGAACUGUUACCAUGAGAGGAAGUGAUUGUACCUCUGGGGCUUUCUACAGGCAGAGAUGCAAAGGCAAUGUUGUCUUUAAAACCAACUGUGUGGUGUAUGGAAGUGCUCGAGAUGGACAAAUUAGGGCCUACCUGAUGAUGUCAGCCAUGGGGACUAGGCCACAGUGCAUUCUGGGAAGCCAUUCAGUCCCGUUAAUUGUAUAUCUCAGAACUAUACCCUGGGCCAGAUGGCGCCUUUCUGAGUGUCUCCCUGAGAGUAUUAGCUUUUCAGAGAUAUUUAUUCUCAUUUCUUCUGUAGGUUGUUUCAAUAAUUUGUAGCCACCAGAGGGGCUUUAUAUUGUUUUUCAUAAAGGGAAGACCUUUUCAUGACAAGGUGACAGUAUUUCUGAUUGCAUUCCUGUGCAGCGUUUGCACAUGGAGUUGUGUGCUGUGCUGAUGACACAGGGACCCUUUGUGAAUUUUCUUUUCACAUUUUGUUUCACCAUCUUUGAAAUUAUCUUGGUGACUGUGUAAUAUUUUAUCAUUUGGACCUGUCAUUUAGAGUUCUAUUACUAAAUAGUGUUUACUUGUUGUUUAUUAUCAAAAAGACUGAGGCCAGCAGCCCCAUGCAUGCAGAUUUUACUUAUUGGAGUAUUUUUCCCCUAAGGUUUAUUUUGUUUUUAGCUAUGUAUGAUUGGGUAAUUGUGUUCACAUGAGUGCAGGUGCCCAUGGAGUCUAGAAGAGAUGGUUGGAUCCCUUGAGCCAGAGCAGUUACAGGUGACCUGGAGUCACUUGAUGUGGUUGCUGGGACUUGAACUAGGAUCCUUUACAAGAGCAAUAAGGACUUACCCACCGAGCCAUCUCUCUGGCCCCUGGAAGUUUUUUUUUCCAAGUUUUUUAAUUCUCCCCUCAAAUAUAUUUUCCUUAAGUGGAAAAAUGGAGUAACUUAGCAGUUUCAAUAUUGAAGACUGAAGUUAAAAAAAAUACUUAAAUUCAUAGCACUUUUUAAGAAUUUGCUGUAGAGGCCAGUCAGGUGUUUGAUGUCAGUGCUGACCCAUUCCUGAUGGCUCUUUGUGUAUGUUUCUGCGUGUGCAUGGAAGGACUUAGAAGACUGAGUAGCAUCUAUUGUGUGGGGCAGUGGCAAGACCGAGCAACGAGAGUCACGUGGUUGCCACUCACCUUCAUUCAUGAGGCUGUGAACGCUUACGCAGACAUUUUGGGAAAGUAAACUUUGAUACAGUGACUUGAAUACAAGUCUGUCGGGUUAGAGUUGAUCUUGAACUAACAGAUUUACAGAAACUACUGACUUAUACAACUUUGACUCCUGCUAAGCUUUCAGAUUAAAAACAAAAUUCAAUGUUGAAAUUUCUAUGAGGCUCUAUUUUUCUGAGACUUUCUGUUGGUGAGAAUGGCGAGUUACACUGCAUCCACUAAAAGUCUUCUCCCCGAUGCAUAGAUUAUAAGAGACCAAGAGAAUUUUAAACUAAAGACAUAAAUCUUCCAGUGUAAAAUGAGGCUUAGAUGAUUUAGCUCUGUCUUUUUAAAAGUAGAGACAAGUAAAUUGACAUUUCUUCUGAAAGAAAUACCUGAAAUGCGCCAGGUGGUGGUGGCUUGUACCUUUAGUCCCAGCUCUUGGGAGGCAGAGGCAAGUGGCUCUCUGAGUUUGAGGCCAGCCAGGUCUACAGAGCAAGUUCAAGGAUGGCCAGGGAUACACAGAAAAACCCUGCCUUGAAAAACCAAACCCCCCCCCCCAAACAAAACAAAAACCAAAAACCGAAAUGGAAUAUACGAAAUGCAUAUUGUUUGUCCCGUGCAGGGCUAGAUCAGCUGUGCGUGCUCCAGCCAAGGUUGGACUUGACCGACAUUAGCAUAGUUAGCCCUGGAGGGAAGCAAGGAAGCCAAAUAAGUAUUCCUUUAAGGUGGCACCUGCUGCCGGAACUGUUGUACAUUAAAUAACCUUGGGGUUCAGAAAUUGCCUUAUUGCACCCGAAAUUCUUGGUCUAAAGUGAGAUCUGAAUUUCUGUUGAGCAUCUUUAUAAGAAAGUAUCAAAGCCAUAUAAUAGGACUUAUUCGUGCUGUGUGUGAGUCAUAUCUAAAACAGUAUAAACACUGGCUUUUUUUCCUGUUGUAAUUUCAGUUAAACUAUUAGGAAAGUCGUUAGGUAAAUUUUUAAGCAGAUUAUAGCAAAGCGCUAGCCUACUGAUCCCAGUGUGCUAACACCUGUCUUUUGAACAUCAUAUCAGGUACCUGCUGAAAAGCCUGUAAGGCCCUGGGUAGUUUCCAUUUAAUUAUUGAUCAAAGAUGCCUUUAUUUUCCUAUUGUAAGUGCAAAGUGUUUUUGAUUAUUAAUAAAAAAAUCUGUCAAAUA